AUGGGGAAUUGUUGCUCUCGUGGCAACCCUGCCGGUGCCCCUAACACUAAUGAAAAGGGAGACGCCACACCUGAUAAUAAUGGUAACAACCCCAGCAGCUCUUCCCUGCAGGAGAGUUCUGCCAAUAAUCCACCUAGGCAUUCGCAACCUUCACCCUCACCGGGAGCCUCCUCCAAGCCUUCCAAACCUAGCCCGAUUGGCCCUGUCUUAGGCCGCCCCAUGGAAGACAUUAAAUCCACCUACACCAUUGGCAAAGAAUUGGGCAGGGGACAGUUUGGGGUUACACAUUUGUGUACGAACAAGGCAACAGGGGAACAAUUCGCGUGCAAGACAAUAGCGAAGAGGAAACUUGUUAACAAGGAGGAUAUUGAGGAUGUCAGAAGGGAGGUACAGAUCAUGCACCAUUUGACGGGUCAACCUAACAUUGUGGAACUCAAGGGAGCUUACGAGGAUAAGCAUUCGGUUCAUUUGGUGAUGGAGCUAUGUGCUGGAGGAGAGCUCUUUGAUAGGAUCAUUGCUAAGGGCCAUUACACCGAGCGUGCAGCCGCUUCUUUGCUUAGGACAAUUGUUCAGAUUGUGCACACAUGCCAUUCUAUGGGGGUCAUCCAUAGGGAUCUCAAGCCUGAGAAUUUCCUCUUGUUGAACAAGGACGAAAACUCCCCACUCAAGGCCACGGAUUUUGGUCUGUCAGUCUUUUACAAGCCAGGUGAAGUAUUUAAAGAUAUUGUUGGUAGUGCAUAUUAUAUUGCACCUGAAGUCUUGAAGAGGAGAUAUGGACCAGAAGCCGAUAUAUGGAGUAUUGGAGUUAUGUUGUAUAUUCUUCUAAGUGGUGUUCCUCCCUUCUGGGCAGAAUCUGAACAUGGGAUAUUCAAUGCAAUUUUACGUGGCCACAUUGAUUUCACAAGUGAUCCAUGGCCUUCAAUUUCACAUCAAGCAAAGGAUCUUGUCAGGAAGAUGCUAAAUUCCGAUCCCAAGCAGAGGUUAACAGCCAUCCAGGUUCUAAGCCAUCCAUGGAUCAAAGAGGAUGGUGAAGCACCUGAUACACCUCUAGACAACGCAGUGCUAACCAGGCUCAAACAGUUCAAAGCAAUGAACAAGUUCAAGAAAGUUGCUUUGCGGGUCAUUGCGGGAUGUUUAUCAGAGGAAGAAAUCAGGGGAUUGAAGGAGAUGUUCAGGGGAAUGGAUACCGAUAACAGUGGGACAAUAACACUUGAAGAAUUGAAGCAAGGUCUUGCCAAGCAAGGAACGAAACUAUCUGAAUAUGAAGUUAAACAACUAAUGGAGGCUGCUGAUGCAGAUGGAAAUGGAACCAUAGACUAUGAUGAGUUCAUCACGGCCACAAUGCAUAUGAACAGAAUGGAUAGAGAAGAUCAUCUGUACCAUGCCUUCCAACAUUUUGAUAAAGACAAUAGCGGGUACAUCACGACUGAAGAACUAGAACAAGCUCUCCGUGAGUAUGGCAUGCAUGAUGGCAGAGACAUAAAGGAAAUCCUUUCAGAAGUUGACUCUGACAAUGAUGGAAGGAUCAACUACGAAGAAUUUGUGGCAAUGAUGAGAAAAGGAAACCCUGAACCAAACCCGAAGAAGCGGCGUGAUGUAUUCGUUUGA
Theobroma umbraticum is the source of this 1608-nucleotide messenger RNA. It is a transcript of the gene CPK34, whose product is annotated as calcium-dependent protein kinase 34. Gene Ontology annotation, biological process: protein phosphorylation. The record is from RefSeq and is a predicted model, not a curated record. Gene Ontology annotation, molecular function: protein kinase activity; calcium ion binding; ATP binding. Lineage: Eukaryota; Viridiplantae; Streptophyta; Magnoliopsida; Malvales; Malvaceae.